Molecule: messenger RNA, 5230 nt
Organism: Notolabrus celidotus (New Zealand spotty)
Lineage: Eukaryota; Metazoa; Chordata; Actinopteri; Labriformes; Labridae
Gene: kcng2
Product: potassium voltage-gated channel, subfamily G, member 2
Exons: 3
Coding region: 583-2193 (536 amino acids)
Biological process (GO): potassium ion transmembrane transport; protein homooligomerization
Cellular component (GO): membrane; voltage-gated potassium channel complex
Molecular function (GO): voltage-gated potassium channel activity
Source: RefSeq, a predicted model, not a curated record
UUUCCCAGAGACACAGUUGGGCAGAGCGCAGCGCGCCGCCGAGCUCCGGACGCACCUGAGCGGAGAACGGAGUGACCAUCAGGGAGCAGGAAACAGCCUUUCACUUUCUCCGAGCUUCAAACACUCCUCUGCAAACAUCUGCCACGUCGUCUCUCGUGGAGAGAGGACUGGACUGACUGAGUAUCAGCUGCUGUGGAGUAACAUGUCUACCUCUUCUGCGUCUCUCGCGGACCCAAUCAUUGUUUUGGCGCUUGGCACGCGUUUCACCGCGUUCAUGUUUUAAACGUUUAGACGGCGAGUUUCAGAAUCAUUAAGAGUCCUCGCGGCAUGUGAGCGCUACGAAUCGUGUUCAGAGUUCAUGUUUUUCCUGCGAUGUCCCAGAGCAUCUGCGUGGAAAACUUGAAGGCAUGCUGCAUGUUGACUGUUCCGACCGUGCGAGCAAGCUGAGCCAGAUGGACACAAGCCCGAGACACUGGAGUCAGACUGUGUUGCUGAAUGGGUGACGAGCAACUAGUCACCUCACAGACCCUGUGAAGUUCCUCUCCAUCGUAUUGUGCAGGACAGAGUCCAUCAGUAGCAGUAAUGUACCAGGAAGUUGCAUUCCUAGCUGGCAGCACUGAACAGCAGUUUACGCCGUUCCACUUCGGCCGUGUGGAGAACACUCAGGAGGUCGUCCCUAAGAAGGGUUUGUUCUACAAGCGGGCCCAGCUCCUUCUUCAGCCCCAGUCUCGCCAACAGGAUGGAGAUGAGAUUGGCCUGGCUGAUGGAGCAGCCAUUAUCAACGUUGGGGGCAUCAAGUAUUGCAUCCCCUGGUCCACGCUGGAGGAGUUCCCCCUGACUCGGCUGGGCAAGCUGCGCGGCUGUAGCAAUGAGGCCGAGAUCAUGGACGUGUGUGACGACUACGACGGCAGCCGUAACGAGUACUUCUUUGAUCGAAGCCCGUCAGCUUUCCGCACCAUCGUUUCUUUCUUGGCUGCGGGGAAGCUGCGCCUGCUGAGGGAGAUGUGCGCCCUGUCCUUCCAGGAGGAGCUGCUGUACUGGGGGGUGGAGGAGGACAACCUGGACUGGUGCUGCCUCAGGAAGCUGCGGCUCAGGCAAGAGGAGUACAAGGAGCAGCAGAGGCUGGAGGAGGAGGAGGAUGAUCUCACCUCUCCACAGUCCUGUGAGGAGAAUCAGCAGCUCCCUCCAGAGGUGGAGGAGACCUGCUCGGGGGGCUGCAUGCGACGACUUCGGGACAUGGUGGAGAACCCUCACUCCGGCCUGCCAGGGAAGAUCUUCGCCUGUUUGUCAGUGGUAUUUGUAGCAAUCACUGCUGUGACGCUGUGUGUCAGCACCAUGCCAGACCUCAGAGAGGAGGAGGAGAGGGGUGAGUGCUCCCAGAGGUGCUUUAACAUCUUUGUCCUGGAGACUGUGUGCGUUGCCUGGUUCUCACUGGAGUUCAUGCUGCGCUUCAUUCAGACCCAGAGCAAGUGUAUGUUCCUCCGUACUCCUCUGAAUGUUAUAGACGUGGUGGCCAUCCUUCCCUACUACAUCACCCUCAUCGUGGACUCUCUGUCAGUGGGAGGGAAGCCUACAGGCUCAGGGAACAACUACCUGGAGAAGGUGGGGUUAGUUCUUCGAGUCCUUCGAGCUCUGCGGAUCUUUUACGUGAUGCGGUUGGCUCGUCACUCCUUAGGCCUGCAGACGCUCGGUCUGACGGUGAGGAGGUGCACGCGUGAGUUCGGCCUGUUGCUCCUGUUCCUUUGUGUGGCCAUGGCUCUCUUCUCUCCACUGGUGUUCCUAGCUGAGAGUGAGAUGGGGGCCAAGCAGGAGUUCACAAGCAUCCCCGGCAGCUACUGGUGGGCCGUUAUCUCCAUGACCACAGUCGGAUACGGAGACAUGGUGCCCAGAAGCAUCCCCGGCCAGGUGGUGGCGCUAAGCAGUAUCCUGAGCGGCAUCCUCCUCAUGGCCUUCCCCGUCACCUCCAUCUUUCACACCUUCUCCCGCUCGUACUUGGAGCUGAAGGAGGAACAGAACCGAGCACUGAGGCAGAAGCCGGAUUCACAGGACAGCACCAAGUCUCAAAACAGCGAGGACUCUCAAGAGACGGACAGCUACCACGGCAUCACGGAGGCCACGGCCUCGACCUUACAGCGGAGGAAGGCCAUGGCGGCUCAGAGGGCUGCUGAGAUUAGAGUGUCCAUGCGAACGUAGCCGCUCCGUCUGCCGUGCUGUGUCAAGUGGCAGCCGGGGAGGCUGUGACGCCGGGCGCUGGGACUUCAAAGUUGACAAGCUGUAGGAUUGUGAGCUGGGAGGAGAUUUCUCUCUCCGGAGCUCGAGGUCUCUGCUUUGAUCGUGUGAAGCGCCUGUGCAGCAGAGCAUUUCUGAAUAUGUUCAGUUUUACAGUGGAGAUGCAGGGAUCUUUUUGCUGCACAAAUAUGACUUGAAAACAUGGAUGAGUGUACAAUGUUUAUGAUUAAACCACCUAAUUAAAAUGAGAUGAAAACAUAACUGAGACGGUGCUCUGACUGCGAUUCAGAUUUGACAUACAGAGAAAGAGAAAUCACAGUAUUCAACCCUCCGUCUAAUAAUCAAUCCCUCCAUGUAGCUGCAUUUUAGGGGAUAUAUAUAUAUAUUAUUCUAAUGCAAUAUCAUCCAUGUACUCUCCUGCAUCUUAAGUCAUAGUAGAUAUAUUUUAAGGCUGCUUUUAUAUUCACCACAGAAGGAGCAUAUUUUCAUUAAAUUAUUCAGACUUGUCUUCUGCACAGAGCCUCUCAUGCAUGAAUGUUCUCUUUAUUAUGUUGUGUCAUAAAUGUUCUUGCAUUAAGAAAAGAUAAAAAAUCUCUCAGUGUGUUCAUGAAACAUCCACUGCCAGUCAAACCAAGACGACAGCCUGAGGGGUUCAGAUAUUAAAUGUAAAGAUGUUUUAACACUUAGUAAUAAGCCUCCUACAUCCAGCCGCACUGAUUGAGUUUCACACGUUAUUUGGAUGUUGACAGACUGCUCCUGUGAUGUGGAUUACACACACAUGUACAGUCUUUCAUUCCAAUAAUAUAGCAGAGGACAUGAGAUGUGUCGUGUUAACUAGACCGGCUCAUUCAGACCUUUAAGUCUCUCUCUGUGGAGGUCUGGAGCCAGAGAGAUGUCUGCAGGGAGCUGCAGACAGUGUGAGGUGAAGUGGAUAAUAUCUUUCAUUUAUUUGAUUUAAAGGUUGAUGAUUGCAGCUCUGAAAUCUUCUCCAUGAACUAUUGAAAUCAGUGCAUCUGCAGGACUCACACAUCUUAACCACCACCAAGUUAGAGCUACCUGCAGAACUUUCUGGAUACUGUUUGUAAUAGCUAACACGGGAUUUCCACCAGAUCCGUGUCCGGAAACAUCAGUUCAGGGAGAGAUUUUGAAAGUCAACUCUACCCCUCCACACCAUAGACUGUAUAUAAAAUGGACGUCAUCUCGCUCGGCUUGAAGUGAGGCUGCCACAAAAACUGCUCCCCCUGGUGGCUGGCUGCAGUAAAAACUCUGUCUCCCCCAUCCAUUUGAAUGGGGCUGCAGUCAACUUUAAAAAAUCACACACGUGGUACAAAUGUUUCUCCCAUCCGUAUGCUGUGGUGAUAUGUAGUUAUUAUUUGACUGUUUUGUGUUCAAGGCCUCUUUUUCCUGAAAAGUGUCUUUUUCUUUAGUUAUUAGAGUUUAAAAAACUUUUUUACUUCCAGGUUUACUUUGAUUGACAGCUGCCGUAGAGAGAAACUCCGUAGGACCUCGGGACGGUACGCUGUAGGGCGGAGCUUGUUACCGUGGAAACACACCAAUUCCCUACUGUGCAGACUCUGGCUGCAGAAAAUUUACAUGAUGGCAGCAAUCUGGAACGGGAAAUUUUGGCUUCAAAACCGUACUUUGGCAAAAGGCGGAGCGACGCUGUCCAUUAUAUAUAGUCUAUGCUCCACACCAGAUUUCCCUCUCACUACAUCCCUCUCCCCCCCUCUCUGCUCCUGUAAGCCCCGCCCACAAACAGAUCGUAGUGCACGCUCAAUCAGGACGAUGUAGGAGGACCAUCAGGGGAGUGGCUCUGAUUGGUCGGAGCUGACGGGAGCGAUUGGAAUUUAUAGAUUGCUGGAUAAAGAGGCAUAGGAAAACACAGAGAUCUCGCAAUAAUCUCAAAAUACCUCAUUUAUUGAUGGCUGUUGAGGAGUGUUAUGACUUUUUUGCCAAACACAGCACAAAAUGAGCACAGUUUUCUACCCCAAUCCUACCAACUGCAGCUUUAAGUGCAAUACGAUCUGGUGAUAACACAGGGUGUUUUAUUCUGAAAAUUAACCUGAUGUUUUCAUUUUGUUUUGAUGAAACCUGACUUCCUGUCCCGCUCUAUCUGCUCUGUUGAGAUCGAUGCGUUGUGCUCCGGCAUCCGGGAAAAAAUAGAAGUCUUGUGUAUCUGAUCCGGAGGGCUCCCACCUGCCGGAGCAGAGAUGCAGCCGGAACGCAACAGAGCGGAUCCAGUGGAAGUUAACACAUUGACUAGAAUAGAAACCUAUCAGAUCUGGUGCUGUGACGGAUCAGAGACGGACCGGACACGGAUCAGGUGGAAUUUGGCCUUAAGAGUCAUUUAUACCACAUGUAGACUGUGCACUGGUGAGAGGAAGACGUUCUUUUGGAGACAUGGAGGUGUUGUUGGUGCAAAUUUUCGGAUCACCUGUUUAAUUAAAGUGAGCAGUGGCGUACAUUUCCUUACGUCUGAGUGAUAACUCAACGUUAAUGAAACCAAUCAGAGGCAAACACCCUUUGAUUCUCUUCAAAGAGGCAAACAUUACUCAUCCACAUCCAGGCAGUGAGAAAAACAGACUCCAACUUUCUCAGAUACUGCAAACACAUUUCAGUCUUACAGGAUUCCCUCAUAUCACUGCAAAUAAAACCCCUUUCUCUUCCUUUGACUUGAGUGCCUUUGUACUCCAAAGAAACACAUUCACAUUUUGUUUCCUCAAUUUGUUGUCAAGUCGGAUCCCAUCAAAGCAGAAGGUGCUCUGCAGUGCAAAUAAAAGUGUUUGCUGGAAGUUGAAGUUAAACCUGCCAACUCUGAAUCGCAGUCACUGAAUGAGCGGAAUCAGUGAGCAUGGAAACGUUACACAGAAUAUUGAAUGCUAUUAUAACCACAUGUCUUUGGUUUGAAGAAAUACAAAUGAGACAUCAUUAAUAUAGAAACUAUUGAAAUAGAUUUGUUCUUUGCAUCAUAAACCCAUGAAAUAAAGAUGAUAAUGAACAC